Messenger RNA from Zerene cesonia (dogface butterfly), 2446 nucleotides. Its product is annotated as intracellular protein transport protein USO1-like. The record is from RefSeq and is a predicted model, not a curated record. Lineage: Eukaryota; Metazoa; Arthropoda; Insecta; Lepidoptera; Pieridae. The coding region runs from base 175 to 2397 and encodes 740 amino acids. The transcript is spliced from 19 exons.
GUGAUAGUUUUUAUCUUGCUCAAUGAUGGCGACACAGAUAAAAAGCAUCCGAGGCCGACGACGUACAAAAGAGCCAAUUCUUGCAGUCCUGUCGGUCAACGACCACGCAGCCCCGCUUUAGCAAAGAAAAGCAUUAAGGAUAGAAGAUGCCAAAGCCUGUCACCAUCAAAUCAGAUGACUAAAAAAUCGUUGGAACAUAUAGAUUAUGGCGAUGACUAUGCUCCCGAAAAAUUAAAUGUCUCGCAAAGUUCACAAAAUUACAUGUUUCAAGAACCAGAAAAAGAGCUCGCCAUGCCGCACUGCUUGGUAACAAAAGCCCUCCGCGCUCUGGCUACUAAAAAACGAGACUUUUUUAAAUUAAGAAAAAAUUUGCUCAACCAGCAGAACAUGUUGCUGGAGCAAUUCGCAGCAUUAAAAGAUUUAGAGAAUCGAGCUGGAAUCAGCGAUGAAUCACUAGGUGAAGUACGAAUUCUAUCAGUGUCAGGUUGGCCACCGCACGACCUGCUCCUGCUCUUGAGGGAUGAUCUCGAAAUACCCCUAAAGUCGGAUAUACGAGGAAGUUUGGGCCCUCAAGUCUUACAGCAGUUACAGGCUCAACUUAAUCCGAUUCCUGAAGAAGUUUUGGGAAUGGGAGCAGAGCUGAUGGCGCGAAGGAUUGAACUUUUGAAUUUACUUCGAUGCAAACAUCGUUGUGAUCGUUCUACUUAUCUUACGAACUUAGAAUGGAAGACUAAGAAUAUGGAAUUUGAUACUGAAACUGAAAAACUACACAGACUUGUUGCUGGAACAGCGGAAAACUUGAAGGCGAAGAUAACAUACUCUAUGGACUUGGCUAAAGUACCUUGGCUAGACAGGGAUGCAUUUAUGACUAAAAUUGAACGUUUACAAAAAGAAAACUCUCUACUUCAAUUGAAAAUCGAGGAACUAUCGAAAAAGGAGACUCAACAAGAUACUAAUAAAAAUCCAACACCAAACGUGGACAAUACUCCUAAUUAUCAAUCCUUAUGCGAGGAACUAUCAAAAGAGCGAGCAGCACGAGAUUCAAUGAAGGAAGUUUUAACAGGCGCUGAAAGUAUGUUGCGGGUUGCUCGGGCUCGUAUUGCAACACUUGAGAAACAAUUAAAAGACACGCGUGUUGAAUUAGAAACAGCGCGGCGGAAGCAUAAAGACCUAGAACAACUUUAUCGUCAUCGGGAAACGAGCUAUGACGCACGCUCUAGAAAACUCUUGGAGGUAUCGAAAACAGGAGAAAUAACAAUAGAUACUUUAUCCCGUCAGCGUGAUGCAUUGGAACUUAGAGUGAAAGAAUUAAGAGAACAAGCAGAGUCAGCGGAAAAGGAGGCUGAAGCCCGGGAAAUGGAACAAAAAAUGCGCAACGAGACACUGCAGGCGAAGGUAGCAGAACAGGAAAAGGGAAAACAUGCAGCUGAAGCUCGUGUACAAGAAUUAGAAGCACGAGUUAAGGAACAAGAAGAACAAUUACAAUCAUUGCGUGAGCGGUCAAUGCGUCUAGUUGAUUUAGAACGAAGACGUUGCUUUGAAUAUGUACCAUCAAAAGAAAGUGAACCAUCCGAUAGAGAAACUGAUAUUUGGAAGGAACUUCAGGUGACAAGGGUAGCUUUAUCUCGGGCUGAAGAUGAGUUGCGUCAGAGUCGUGCCGACAAGGAGAGCUUUUUAAAUUCCCUUUCGAAGAUUGCGCAAGAAGAAGGCGCUGAUAAAGAAGAUAAAUUGGCGGCUGAGUUAUUAAAUAGAGAACAAAAGAUUAUGGCACUUCAACGUAUUAUAGAGGAACAACGUGACAAUGAAAAGAUUAUGGAACAAAGCAUGACUGAGUACGAAAAUCGGCUGGCCGCUUUGCGUCUGGAGGUAAAAAGAUUAAGAAAUUACGACUGUUAUUCCAAAGAGACGUCCUAUCAAGAUUUACAAACCGAGUUACUAGAAUUGCACAUGCAAGUCGAAACGCUGUCCCGGGAACGCUCGGCGCUAGUUACCGCUGCCGCAUCUCGCGCGCUUAUGCUGGAGCGUCAUGAACGAGCUGCAGAUUUGUUCGCGAGAAUGACGAGAGCGCGGAGGGACUUAGCUGCUCAUCUUAGUGGACAAACUGAUCCUCCAGCCAUGGACGAUAAUGUCCACCCUGAGGUGUCCCGUUCGCUGUCUUCUAUAUGUGCUUGUGCGGCUGAUACUUGGUCAGCUUUACGUGCUGAGCGUGCCAGAGUUCUCCGCUUAGAGAGCGCCGUACUUGCUCAAAGUUUACAGCUCGAGAGAGAGGGUCGAGUACGCACACAACUCGAGCGCCGAAGAGCUAUUUUAGAACGUGAAAUUUUACGUGCUAGACAUACACCGACAUCUCAACCGAAAAUCGGAACUAAUCCAAAUUCGAGCAUUUUCUUUGAAUAAUACUGGGACGUGGGGAAAGUAUUACAAAAGCUGCUAUUUCCUUUAAAUU